GUAAUAUUAAACAAUAUGCUGAAGAAUUAAAAGAAUUACUAAUUGAAGAAUUUUUAGAUGAUAAACAAAUAAUUAAACGUGUAAUUAAAGAUCCUAAUGAAGAAGUUAUAUCUGAUAGUGAAUCUGAAUUGGAAAUAAUAAUAUAA
This is a messenger RNA of Funneliformis caledonium, 146 nucleotides long. The record is from the annotation of a GenBank genome assembly. NCBI's taxonomy places the organism in Eukaryota, Fungi, Glomeromycota, Glomeromycetes, Glomerales, Glomeraceae.